This is a messenger RNA of Penaeus monodon (black tiger shrimp), 646 nucleotides long. RefSeq lists its product as uncharacterized. The record is from RefSeq and is a predicted model, not a curated record. NCBI's taxonomy places the organism in Eukaryota, Metazoa, Arthropoda, Malacostraca, Decapoda, Penaeidae.
UGAGAUACCUGACUUCUGUGAUGUAACGGCACUGUGUAACGCUUCCUCCGCCUGCAUGAGCGGACUCGCGGUGCCUCUAUAUAUACCCGAGACGCAACAGGUCAAGCCAGAACCAACUCCAACUGGAACUAGUCAGCUGGACAAACAUUAAAGAUACAAAAUGGGAGGCAAUAGAACACUGGUGAACAGCUGCUGCUGUGGCUGCUCAUUGCGCACCGGCGCGCUCAUCAUAGCUGCCCUCAGUCUGAUAUAUGGGUUGCUUGGCAUCGCUUACAGCAUUUACAUUAUCGUUGCUGGUGUGGUUGAAGGCUGGCUGGACCUGGCCUUGGCUCUCCUCAACGUCAUCUUCGCCAUCAUCCUCAUUGUGGGUGUGCGCCAGUGUCGCCGACGUCUGGUGAUGGCGUGGGUGUGGGCAGCUGUACUGAGUGUGAUUUUGGGCGUUGUGUUGGGCGUCCUCUACGUCAUCCUCACCCAGUCCUUCGUCGUCGCCGUCAUCAUUGGUGCGAUAUCGGCCAUACAAGCUUACUUCGUGGUGGUGGUGCACUCCUUCGCUCAGACCCUGGAUGAGACGCAACAGGGAGCGUAAACGGCGCAGUACCACAAGCCCUGAUUGUUGGACAACUGCAUGCUCGUAUCUCGUGUGCUC